Molecule: messenger RNA, 1045 nt
Organism: Physella acuta
Lineage: Eukaryota; Metazoa; Mollusca; Gastropoda; Physidae
Product: very low-density lipoprotein receptor-like
Biological process (GO): receptor-mediated endocytosis
Cellular component (GO): signaling receptor complex; apical plasma membrane; plasma membrane
Molecular function (GO): hormone binding; protein binding
Source: RefSeq, a predicted model, not a curated record
AUGGAGGCUUGGAAAGUUUGUGUGUUGGUUGUGGCCCUUGUUCUGGCUGUGAGUGAAGGCAAGAAAGACAAGAAAUACAAGCUGAAGGCAAGGAGCUUAAAGCCUGGCAGUGUCUACAGGAGACAGGUCAGCUGCGCACCCAACCAGUUUCAGUGUACCAACGGUAACUGCGUCCAGCCGGAGUGGCAGUGUGACUUUGACAACGAUUGUGGGGACGGCUCAGAUGAGGCCAAUUGCCCCAGCGACUGUAGCGGGGAGCACCAAUUCAAGUGUGGGGACGGCAAAUGUAUCACCAGAGAGUUCCAGUGUGAUGGUGACAACGACUGUGGGGACAUGUCUGAUGAGACAGACUGCCAUAAAGUAGAAUGUACACCUGGCAACGUCCACUGUGACAACUUCCUGUGUAUUGACACCACCUGGCUAUGUGAUGGGGACAAUGAUUGCGGGGACAACUGGGAUGAGAGAAACUGCACCGGCUCCUGUGCAGCCAACCAGUUCAAAUGUGCUGACGGCUCCAAGUGUAUCGACGCCAGAUGGGAGUGUGACGGAGACAGAGAUUGUGCUGACUCCAGUGACGAGCUCAACUGCGUAUGUGAUGAGAACACCCAGUUUAAAUGCGCCAACGGCCCAUGUAUCCCAAUCAACUGGAAAUGCGACAAGGACAAUGAUUGUGGUGACGCCUCUGAUGAGCUUGGAUGCCCCACCCUCCACCCCAGUUUGUGUAGCGACAUGCUCACCGUCCGCGACUGUGCUCUGAUGAACGAGACUGCUCACCCCAUCUGUUUGGACGCUGUGGAUGGACACAAAUACUGCAGGAAGUUCUGUAACCUGUGCAUGAUCGACCCAAACAUCACUCACCCAUAAGUGCCAGACCCCCAUCAAGUGUGUCUUCAUUUUACUUUCCAUAGUUCCGCGAGUAAUUGUUUUUCUUAGUUGACCCCAAAUGCUUUUAAGAUUAUCGAAUCUAUGUGUAUGGUUUUGAGUAAACGGCAUGUGCAUGCAAUUAAAAAAAAGGUUUUGUUGAAAUAAAAAUAUAUUCAAGUUG